UUUAAGAUUUUGACCAAUGACCUGUCCAAAUAAUGUCAUUAAUCAUGAACGCAAUGUAUGUAUGGCAAGAGCCACAAGCAAGCGUGCAAGGUUCUCACACGGUCAAGAAAUUUCGUGGAUGUUUCUUCAUCAUCUCAAUAUAAAUAGCCAAUCUCUACCCAAAGACACCCAAUCUCAAACUUUGCAAACUUUAUCACGAAGAAAUUCGCAUUGUUCAGUCUUCGAUUUCAAGAUGAUUAGGUCUUUUGUUGAGAAGAUUGAAAAGGGUCUCUCACUAAUUGUGCCCAAAAAGCCUGAACUCAGCUACUUCAAUGAAAAUCAAGUGGAAACCACAACAAAUGUUGUGCCAGAUGAUGUUAGUAAGGGAUAUUUUGCAGUUGUUGCAAUCAAAGAUGGAGAAAUCAAAAGGUUUGUUGUUGAGUUAGACUACUUGGCAAAUCCUGCAUUCUUGGGACUGUUGGAUCAAGCUGGAGAAGAGUAUGGCUUCAAACAGCAGGGAACUCUAGCAGUUCCUUGUCGGCCUCAAGAAUUACAGAAAAUCUUAGAUGGUUGGAGAGUGAUACCGGACAACAUCAAAGGUGCAGGAAGGGAUAUUUAUUUUCCCAAGUUCCUAUGAUCUAUAUGAGGUUUUAACUUCUAUAGUAAAGUUUCUUUUCUUCUUCUUUUGGGUUGAAGACGUGUACUUUUUUUUAUAAUGAUCUCACUAAUGUUAUAACUUAUCACCUCAUACCUCAUGUACAUUACUCAAUUCUUAAUAUCACUAAGCUGGUCCCAUUGGUUCUUUGAA
Molecule: messenger RNA, 787 nt
Organism: Glycine soja
Lineage: Eukaryota; Viridiplantae; Streptophyta; Magnoliopsida; Fabales; Fabaceae
Exons: 1
Coding region: 17-616 (199 amino acids)
Biological process (GO): response to auxin
Source: RefSeq, a predicted model, not a curated record